Lemur catta (Ring-tailed lemur) is the source of this 3161-nucleotide messenger RNA. It is a transcript of the gene PDP2, whose product is annotated as pyruvate dehyrogenase phosphatase catalytic subunit 2. Bases 259 to 1851 code for a protein of 530 amino acids. Lineage: Eukaryota; Metazoa; Chordata; Mammalia; Primates; Lemuridae. The record is from RefSeq and is a predicted model, not a curated record. Gene Ontology annotation, molecular function: cation binding; protein serine/threonine phosphatase activity. The transcript has 2 exons. Gene Ontology annotation, biological process: protein dephosphorylation.
UCCGUCAAGGGCCCGCCUCCGCUUUUGAACCAAUCAGAGCUGGCAGGAGGGCGCUUCCUUCUGGAGCAGGGUCCGGACUAGGGGCCACUUGAGUGAGGUGAGGCCGGGGUGACAGCAGCUGUGGCGCUGUGCGCAGGCGCGGAACUGACUGGACCGACCGGGCGGCGGCGGCGCAAGCUGGUGAGAGGAGAGCGAGGGUCCGAGGUUUAAAAAGACCCUUUUUUCCUGAAGGAACUCAUUUGCUGCUAUAGUUUCAGAAUGUCAAGUACUGUGACCUACUGGAUCUUAAAUUCUGUAAGGAACAGCGUUGCCACAUUUCACGGGGGCAGACGUUUAUACUCUAGGUGUGUCUCAAAUAGGAAUAAAUCAAAACGGAAGCUCUUUUCUCGGGUGCCACCCACCCUAAAAAACAGUUCCCCAUGUGGUACCUUUACUCUUCAGAAGGCGUACAGACACACGUCCACGGAGGAAGAUGAUUUCCAGUUGCAACUCAGCCCCGAGCAGGUAAAUGAAGUGCUUCGAGCUGGCGAGUCAGCCCACAAGAUUCUUGACCUUGACAGUGGAGUCCCAAAUUCAGUGUUGCGGUAUGAGAGCAAUCAGCUGGCUGCCAAUUCCCCAGUGGAGGACCGGCGAGGUGUAGCCUCUUGCCUGCAGACCAGCGGACUGAUGUUUGGCAUCUUUGAUGGACAUGGUGGUCAUGCAUGUGUGCAAGCAGUGAGCGAGAGGCUCUUCUACUACGUGGCAGUGUCCCUGAUGUCCCACCAGACCCUAGAGCAGAUGGAGGGAGCAAUGGAAAGCAUGAAGCCCCUGCUGCCCAUGCUGCAGUGGCUCAAGCACCCAGGAGACAGUAUCUACAAGGAUGUCACAUCAGUACACCUUGACCACCUCCGUGUCUAUUGGCAGGAACUGCUUGACCUACACGUGGAAAUGGGACUGAGCAUUGAGGAAGCAUUAAUGUACUCCUUCCAGAGACUGGACUCUGACAUCUCGCUGGAAAUUCAGGCCCCCCUGGAAGAUGAGGUGACAAGAAACCUAUCACUUCAGGUUGCCUUCUCUGGAGCAACAGCCUGCAUGGCCCAUGUUGACGGAGUUCACUUGCACGUGGCAAACGCUGGUGACUGCCGGGCCAUCCUCGGUGUCCAGGAGGACAAUGGCAUGUGGUCUUGUCUGCCCCUUACCCGUGACCACAAUGCCUGGAACCAAGCCGAGCUGUCCCGGCUAAAGGGGGAGCACCCCAAGUCAGAGGAGAGGACAAUCAUCAUGGAUGACAGGCUGCUGGGUGUCCUCAUGCCCUGCAGGGCCUUCGGGGAUGUCCAGCUGAAGUGGAGUAAAGAGCUGCAGCGCAGUGUCCUGGAGAGGGGCUUUGAUACUGAGGCCCUCAAUAUUUACCAGUUCACCCCCCCACACUACUAUACUCCCCCCUACCUGACUGCUGAGCCUGAGGUCACAUACCACAGGCUGAGGCCCCAGGAUAAGUUCCUUGUGCUGGCCUCAGAUGGCCUGUGGGACAUGCUGAGCAAUGAGGACGUGGUGAGGCUGGUGGUGGGGCACCUGGCCGAGCUGGGUCAGCACAAGCCAGACCUGGCCCAGAGACCCACCAACCUGGGGCUCAUGCAGAGCCUGCUGCUGCAGAGGAAAGCCAGCAGGCUCCACGACACUGACCAAAAUGCAGCCACACGUCUGAUCAGACAUGCCAUCGGGAGCAACGAGUAUGGGGAGAUGGAGCCAGACCGGUUGACAGCGAUGCUGACAUUGCCGGAGGACUUGGCAAGAAUGUACAGGGAUGAUAUCACUGUCACUGUGGUGUAUUUUAACUCAGAAUCAAUUGAUGCAUAUUACAAGGGAGGUUAAGAGUCUCCCAUCCUAUUGCCAAGGUUAACAUAAAUGCUCUUCUAAAAUAUUUUCACUUACUCCUAAACUAGCUAUCCAAACCUUUCUGUUAAAAGGGCAGGCAGAUGUAGCUUGCUAAACAAUUAGCUAACAUGGGGGGAGUAAAAACAGCCUAGGUUUAAAGACAAUAGCAGUGAGUUUUUCUCUCCAUAUGUUUUGAUCAACUCUUAACACAUACAGAGGGCAGAGCAUAAAGACUACAGAAUUGGCUUGGGCUUGUGUUCCCCAAGUUCUUUUACAAAGAUACUGUUAAACGUGUCAGCUGAGCCUUCAAAGGGUAAAUUUAAUGAUUCUAAGAAUAAAGAACUUCAGGAUCUUCUGAGGUCUUGCUGCAAAAAAUCUGCAAAUUUAAUAAUUGCCCUGAAUUCACAAUCACAGACUUCUAGACUAUGAAGAGAGUUAUUUGUUUUUGUUUAAAUUUAAAGCCUAGGUUUACAAAGCAUACUACAGCACACUUUCCUAUGCAAUAGCCUAACUUUUUUUGUGAUUAUACUUGCAAAAACAUUUUGUAAUACUGCAUUCAGGUUCUCUUCUAGUUUAUCUUAAAACUGAAUCCUUAAACUUGCAAACAGGCCUACUGUAAGCAUGCUUGGAAUGACUUGUUUUGGUUUCCAGUUGAGAAGGAUCUCUGCCUCUAGACCACCUGAAUUUAUUAAAGCUUGUGCCGCUUUUGGGCUCCACUGAGUCCCAGUCCUGAAACUUUGAUCCAUUUGUAGGAGGUAACUAAUCUAAGCCUUAACUCCCAGUCUUUCCUGCAUUAGUAGAAUUUCCUCCUGGGUUUAGCCUCUGGGGGUUUGUUUAUUCCUAGCAUUUAACCUCUCUGCUGAUACCUUUCAAACAUUCUUUUCUUAAGUCUGCCUAACACAAUUCUUCUACCUCUGUUAUGCUAAACCCCUCACCCAGUUUCUGCUGCCAAACAUCUUAAAAGAAUGUUCCCUCUUCAAAUGAUUGCUGGAAAGGAGAAAAUGCAAUUACAGGUGGUAGCUGUAAGAGUUUAGGCAGGACAGGCUUAUUUGGUGGAUUGUGGAUUUCAGAUUCAGCCUCAGUCUGGAGAGGUGAAAACACGAAGGGCUUAAGAACAGUCACUAACAAGGGUUAAAGGAGAACAGUCACUCACGGAGACUCUCGGAAUCCUAUCCUGAAAGGGAAGACCGAGACUUAUCAGAUGGGACUCUUGCCCCUAGACUGGGUUAAGUUGCCAUUGUUACUCCUCAGGAAUUAGACCCUAUUUAGGAGUUGGGGCAAAAAUAAAAAUGUAACUUUCAGUGGUU